AUGCGCCUCGACGAGCUGAAUCGAACCAUACCAGAGCGUCCCGGAUUCGACAAUUCUGAACGAGGUUAUAAGCUCUGCGGUAAGUUGGGGGGGGGGGGGUUUAAGUUUCUUUUCUUCAAUUUUUCUCAUUUUUUUCGUUUUAUCCAAGCCAGCCGAACGCAUGUAAAUAAUACAUAUCUAAUAAAAAUCAAUGCUUUUCCAUUUUUUACGCUUGAAACUGUUCGUCAUUUUGUUUUUAUUUGUUUUUUUUUGUUUGUUUAA
Messenger RNA from Meloidogyne enterolobii, 261 nucleotides. The record is from the annotation of a GenBank genome assembly. NCBI's taxonomy places the organism in Eukaryota, Metazoa, Nematoda, Chromadorea, Rhabditida, Meloidogynidae.